This is a messenger RNA of Malassezia pachydermatis, 420 nucleotides long. Its product is annotated as 39s ribosomal protein mitochondrial. The transcript is spliced from 2 exons. Lineage: Eukaryota; Fungi; Basidiomycota; Malasseziomycetes; Malasseziales; Malasseziaceae. Gene Ontology annotation, molecular function: structural constituent of ribosome. The record is from RefSeq and is a predicted model, not a curated record. Gene Ontology annotation, biological process: translation. Gene Ontology annotation, cellular component: ribosome; mitochondrial large ribosomal subunit. The coding region runs from base 1 to 420 and encodes 139 amino acids.
AUGGGUAUGGGAGCUCGUGUGCUUCCUGCUGUACGCUUGAGUACACUUAUCCAUGCUCGGCACGAAAGCACUGUGUCGUCGUCCGAACCCAACGAAGAGGCACAACCAUCACCAGCGGCAAUCCGCUACCCAUACUAUGUAUCUCGCGUUGGUAUGAGUGGAUUGAGCCUCCCUGUGUAUACGGAUAUUCGGCACGGAGGGUCUCAGUGGUUCACGCAAAUCCGUAAGGUGGAAGGUGAUGCAGCGGCCCUGUGCCGUGAUAUAUUCGAAGAGUUUGGCUGGGGCGACCCCUUUGACAAGGCCAACCCGUAUUCGCAGAUCCUAGUACGUAUUUCAAAGAGUGCAGGCCCCAAGACGGUAUUCCUGCGCACGAAUUUGUCGCGUGAGAUCAAGUCAUGGCUAGAACACCGCGGCUUUUGA